AUGGGAAAGCAGCAGGCAGUCAGGAAGUCCGGGGUUGGAAGCCUCUGGAAGAACAUUUGCCCUCCUAAGGUGGAAAUUUUCGCUUGGAUGGCAGUUCAAUCCAAGGUGGCUACGAGGUCGGUGCUUGUGGGCAGAAAUAUGAUCUUAGAGGGACAGUCCUCUUCUUGCCCCCUAUGUUCGUUGCUCAUGGAAACUCCACAACACCUGUUUUUGCACUGUCAAUUUUCAUGGGUUGUUUGGUCUCAAAUUUUAGAAUGGUGGCAUGUUCAAUGGGUUUGUCCCGAUUCUCUAGAUGCCCAUCUAAGGUGGUGGAUGGACUCUAAAUUCCGAAAUUUGGAGAAAAGCCUUUGGGAAACUUCCUUCUUUGCAACGUUGUGGUCGUUAUGGUUGGUGCGAAAUGAGCAUGUGUUUAACAAUACAAUGGUGACAGCUGAGGUCGUGGUUGACAAGGUAAAGACUAGAGUUGCUAUGUGGGUAAAGGCCAAGUUCGAUAUUAAGAUGUAUACGAUGGAGGAAUUUAAGGUGAGGUUCUUGUCCUUCAAUGUUCUGUUGGAGGCUGAAGUCAAGUGUUCUCUUUUAUUUCCUGUUUUCUGCUUUAUCGCGUAA
Messenger RNA from Rhododendron vialii, 606 nucleotides. RefSeq lists its product as uncharacterized. NCBI's taxonomy places the organism in Eukaryota, Viridiplantae, Streptophyta, Magnoliopsida, Ericales, Ericaceae. The record is from RefSeq and is a predicted model, not a curated record. The transcript has 2 exons. The coding region runs from base 1 to 606 and encodes 201 amino acids.